CAGCGUUCGGGCGCCUUGCUUUGCCCUCCUGCACCGCCUGGACGGCCGCCCUUCGGCUGCAGCGCGGGUGGCGGUGGUGGUCUGGGGACGCGCGCCAAGGUGUAGGCAGCAUGAAGAUGGCUGGCCCAUUGAGACACAUUGAAAUAAUAGUUCGGCAGCUUAACAGAUUCAAUCCUGAAAAUGAGAGUGUUGGGCAUUUCUUGAAUGAAUCAACUAAAGUAUUACAGGCUUCCAAAGUAACAGAUGAAAUCCCUGUAAUGGAUAUUUUGUGUGGCUGUUUAGAAUAUAAAACUGUAUUGGAUGUGGUGGUCAAUGCAUUUUAUAUCCGAGACGGAAAACAUUGCCUAUUUUCUGAGCGUAAUAUGUAUACUGUUGUUUGUUAUUUGGCUACUUUUCGACUGGAGGAACUUGGACUUCAACGGUUCAGCAAAAUCAUCAAAUCAAUGGAUGUUGCUAAGAUAUGUAAGUUCCUUAGGUUCUUUUUCAAUAUCAUGAAUUUGCAUACAUGGAUAAAAGAUGAAUGGAGUCAGAUAUAUGAUUCAGUUUAUGUAAAUGAGAACUGGAUUGAACCAUUGCAAAGAUGGCAACCAAAAAUACAAGAACUGAUCAAUCAGCUUGAUAAUACUGCAGAUAAAUACGCUACUACAACUUUAAAGAAAACCGAACCAAAUGAGUUUCACUUGACGGUCCCUAAUCCACGAGCUAUACUGAUUCCUGAGCAAAUUCCACAACAAGAGAAAGCAAAACCUAUUCCCAGGAAUACUUACAAACCUCCUAGAAUGAAGCAGCAUCUAGAAAGAAUCAAACUGAAGAAUCGCCAAAAAGCAGAGGAACUGCUACUAGAAGCAAAUAUUAAUCAAUUCAGCUGUGCAGCCCCAAAGUUUGAUCACAAAUGCUCUAUUAUAAAGGAAAUCCCAAACCUUGCUGAGAAAUUCCAGGCCCAGAAGAUCAAGUUCAAGACUGACAAUACACCUGUUAAGCUAAAUGCAGCAGCAGUCUUAAGAGAAGGUGUUCUGUACCAAAGAAAAGUGGAACAAGAGCUUAAGAGAAUUGAACAUCUUCUCCAAGGAGGACGGGAUCCAUCAAAAUUUCUGGAAUGGCAAAAACAAAUGCGUGGGAAAGAUUUGGACCAACAGCUAACAGAAGCAGAAUGUAGGAAACUACAAGGAAAGCUAAGCUAUGAGGAAGCUAUUUUAGCACACCAAUACUGCAUUCAGGAAAACAAAAGAAAAGCUGAAGAGAAGAGGGAAGAGAAAGCAGAAAUGCGUCACCAGCGUGCAGAAAGAUGCCUUCAAGAAAGGAAGGAGAAAAAAAAAAAGAUUCAGCAAGUGGCAGAGGGACAUAAAAACAUGAAGCAAGCACAAAUGAAACUCCAAAAAUGCAAACAGCAGAUAGUUCAAGAAGUAUCUAAAAAAAGCCAGGACACGCUACUUCAGGCUUUAAAAGAUGAAGAAGAGAAAGUUAAAAAAAGAUAUGAACUGAUUCAGCAAAUUAGAGCUAUAGAAUAUCUGCCAUUCCUGAAAAAUAGAUUUAUUGACUUAACCAGGACUGCUAACCAUGGUGUACUUGGUGAGAUGUCAUUUGUGGAACUUCAAGAACGUUUAGCUUUGCUGAAAGCAGCUCAAAAAAAAGCAGAAGAAGAGAAGAGGGAUCUGAUAAUCCAUGAAAAACAUGCUAAGGAACAUCUUCUUUUGGACAAACUGGAACAAAUUUGUAUGUUCAGAGAACAGUUUGGCAGAGCAGCUGCAUUAAAACAGGAGGAAAAGAAAACUAAGACACCACUUCGUGAAGCCAUUUUGAAAGAGGAACAAGUUUUAGAUCUACAGAAAAAAAUUAUGGAAAAGUCUUUUGAACGUAAAAUGCAAACUGAAUAUUUAAAAACUACAUAUCUGAAGUGUAAGGAAAAAUCAAAGCGAUCUUGGAAGUCAGAGAAAAAAUCUCAAGGAGAAGAUCACUGGAAGAAAUUGGAAGAAAGUCGACAACAACAAUUUAAGAUGCUUCAGCAUGGUCUUAUGUCCAGAGAUAAUGCUCAAAAAAUGAUAGCAAAUGAAGCUAUGAGAACUGGAACCACUGCUUGUAUAUUGCGAAGUUAGACAAAUCUGUUUCUAGAUACACUUCUGUUUAUUAGACAUUUACUAGUAAUGUGACUCAAUUUCUGGAGUUAUCUCAUGAACUACUUUAUACUUUAACAUAAAUAUUGCUAUUAACUGGCAGCUGUUUUUAGUUCAUAUAUGCUGGAACUAUAAUGCUUUU
This is a messenger RNA of Candoia aspera, 2253 nucleotides long. RefSeq names its product cilia and flagella associated protein 99 (gene CFAP99). NCBI's taxonomy places the organism in Eukaryota, Metazoa, Chordata, Lepidosauria, Squamata, Candoiidae. The coding region runs from base 111 to 2093 and encodes 660 amino acids. The record is from RefSeq and is a predicted model, not a curated record. The transcript has 16 exons.